AUGUCUGCAAACGGUGAAGAAGCAGGUGAAACACAGUCUUCAAUUGGAGUGGCUGGACAGAAUGGAAUUAAUGAAGCAGCUCUUAAAGUAGUUAAUGCAGAGAAGGAAGCUUCAGAAAAUCCAUUGAAGAAGUCAAAGGUGGAUCUGCAGUCACUCCCAACUCGACAGUAUCUUGACCAAACUGUUGUUCCUAUUUUACUAGAGGGAUUAGCUAAGCUUGCUAAAGAGAGACCUCCUGAUCCAAUCAGCUAUCUUGCAGCAUAUUUGCUGAAGAAUAAAGGUCAAUAUGAUUCCUCAUCUGCUGCUUCUUCUUCAUCACCUUCUUCUAAAAGACCAAAAAUGAGCGCACAAUAA
This is a messenger RNA of Nezara viridula (southern green stink bug), 354 nucleotides long. NCBI's taxonomy places the organism in Eukaryota, Metazoa, Arthropoda, Insecta, Hemiptera, Pentatomidae. The record is from the annotation of a GenBank genome assembly.